AUUAAGGAACGAGAGCAGCAGUUACAACAAUCCGGUCGAAGGCUCACUCCAAUUGAGCAGCAGUUCGUUGACCUGGCAAAAAUCUCCACGGCAAAGGACGCUAUAAUUGACCAACAACGGAUAGAGAUGCGGAAAACAAACGAACUACUUCAGAAGGGGGAAAUUGAGAGCAAAACGAACCAAAACCGUUGUGAGGAGCUCGAAGCUCGACUGCGCGCUUUGGACGACGAACUCGGCAUGUUGCGAAAGAUGGGCAGCGAGCAGGAAUAUCUUGGAGACAAGGUGAAAGAACUCACUUCACAUUUGCUGAACAAAGAGGCGGAAUUAGCUCGUACUCGCGAAGAGUUGGAGGCAAGAUGUAGUCGAUUAAGUGAUGAACUACGAGAAGCCAAAGAGAAGUUAGUGGUUAUUCAACCUCAUUUUAUUGUUAUCCUUCGCAGUUCUUUAGAGCAAGGCCAAAAGAACGGGGAUGCUUCUUGUAUAGUUAAUAAAUUGGCU
Molecule: messenger RNA, 498 nt
Organism: Ostertagia ostertagi
Lineage: Eukaryota; Metazoa; Nematoda; Chromadorea; Rhabditida; Trichostrongylidae
Source: the annotation of a GenBank genome assembly